AUGUCUCAAUCUACCCUUCAACACCAGACUCCCGUUGUGGGUACAGGUCUGCGUAACGGGGAAGGGGCACACGCCAGUGUUGCUGCUGAUCCAGUCAAGGGCCCUCUAGCCUGGGAGCCUGCCGCCCUCUCUCAGGAGGGAGGACAGGAUUCCUAUGUCCUCUCCCUCGAUCCGUCGGAGGCGCUCGAGAUCGGAAACGCGCUCCAGUCUCUCAAAGGCCUUGGCGUCGGGUUGGACAAGAUUAGUCCACAGAACUUCCAGUUGGCAGAGUCCCUUCGUCAACGCCUCGACUCUGUCUCCGCUGCCCUGCACGAUGGGCCCGGUCUUGCCCUGAUUCGCGGGAUGGACACGUCGCAACUGUCGGCCGAGGACAACCUGUCGGCCUAUCUCGGCGUCGCCAGCUACAUCGGGGACCAGCUCGGGCUCCAGGACAAGGAAGGAAAGGUCGUCAGCUGGUCUGUCCAUGCUAACGGCGUUAAAGUGCACGUAACCGACGCCAAACAGUGGGCCAGCCCGUACGAGAAGCGCCACGAUCUGCACACAAACGGCAGUCUUCCCUUCCACACGGACAUGGGCUGCGACAUCCUCUCCCUCCAGGUCCGACACUGCGCCAAAGAGGGUGGCUAUACUCGCGUAGCCUCGUCCGCGACCAUCUACAAUGACCUCCUCGAGAACAACCCCGAAGUCCUGAAGACUCUCUGCGAGUCCCAGUGGCCGAUCCAGGUCUCCGGCCGCGAACAGCGCUACAUCCUCUGCCCCCUCGUCGAGCGCAACGGCGACAAGAUCAUGAUGUCCCUCGACCCGGGCCGCCUGGGCCUGCACCCCAACACCGCGCGCCCGCACCCGGCCGACCGCCACCCGGGCGGCGUCCCGCCCCUGACCGAGGCCCAGCUCGCCGCCCUGGCCGCGCUCUCGCAGACCGCGGAGCGCCACAGCCUGCGCGUGCGCGCGCAGCCGGGCGACGUCCUGCUGCUCAACAACUGGGCGCUGCUGCACGCGCGCGACAGCUACACCGACAACAACGGCGCCGGGGAGGAGCGGCGCCACCUCGUGCGCCUCUGGCUGCGCAGCUCGGCCCGCGGCUGGGAUGUGCCGGACUCGAUGCGCGUGCCCUGGCAGGCGGCGUACGAGUACGACGCCGCUGGCGUGGACGUCAAGAAGCAGUACGCCGUCGAGCCAGAGAAGGUGUACAAGGAGCCCAAGUACACUACCGGGUCGGCUUCGUUUGUCCUCGAGGACGACACCGAUGAGGAGUGA
Messenger RNA from Thyridium curvatum, 1257 nucleotides. RefSeq lists its product as uncharacterized. The record is from RefSeq and is a predicted model, not a curated record. Gene Ontology annotation, molecular function: oxidoreductase activity. Bases 1 to 1257 code for a protein of 418 amino acids. The transcript has 5 exons. NCBI's taxonomy places the organism in Eukaryota, Fungi, Ascomycota, Sordariomycetes, Thyridiales, Thyridiaceae.